GUGCUUUAAAUGCCAAAUGUCUGAUUUUACACGCAUAGUAACGUAAAGAUCUUGGUGAGUGCGUUAUUUGAGUUCCCCGUGACCCGGAAGUGUUGGGUCUGCCGCAGUGUUUUGGCCGCUUCUCCUCCUCCUCCUCCUCGGGUGUUUGUUUACCUGUGAGGUUCUGCGGUUCUGGACUGGAUGUGAUGAACGGGAGCGCGAACACGCCUCUGGAUAAAGAGGAGCACGUGCUGAAGCUCGGAGACAGUUUCGAGAAGAGACCCAAAUCAUCCUUCCACACCAUCAGAUAUGACUUCAAGCCGGCGUCGAUCGACACGUCGUGUGAAGGAGAGCUGCAGGUGGGCAAGGGCGAGGAGGUGACCAUCACACUCCCACACAUCCCGGGGUCCACGCCGCCCAUGACCGUCUUCAAGGGCAACAAGAGGCCGUAUCAGAAGGACUGCGUGCUCAUCAUCAACCACGACACGGGCGAGUUCAUGCUGGAGAAGCUCAGCAGCAGCAUACAGGUCAAGAAGACCAGGGCCGAGGGCAGCAGUAAGGUCCAGGCUCGUCUGGAUCAGCAGUCGGUGAGAGCGACUCCGCUGACGGCUCAGUUUCGCACCCCCCUCCGGCCAGCAGGGGGCGCUAGGAGCUCGCCAGGCAAAGACAACCCUUCACCAGAGCCACAGCUGGACGACAUCAAGCGAGAGCUGCGGGCCGAGGUGGACGUGAUCGAGCAGAUGAGCAGCAGCUCUUCUUCCUCAGACUCGGGUAGCGGCGCUGAAGACAACAGCUCCGGCAGCGACUCCGAACCCGACACUCGUCUCUCUCCCGGCGGGAACAACACAGACAACGGACUCAGCCAAUCACAGGGCAGCAGCCAGCUGAUGAACACGCUCAGCCAAUCACAGGGCAGCAGCCAGCUGAUGAACACGCUCAGAAACGAUCUUCAGCUGAGUGAAUCUGGCAGCGACAGCGACUGAGAUCACAGCAGCUCUUCGGCUCAUCUUAACAUCCGGGAUGCUAUAGAAUGUUUUAAAGAAUGUUAAAUAACUAUUAGAUUUUAUUUUUAUUGCAGAGGGACAUUUUUGAACCGAUAAGGUUGUGUAAGGAUGUAAUAUUGUACCUUUGGUUGUUCAGUGUUUUUAUGAAGUUCAACAUGCUUGUUUAUUGUUCAGUGUUACACACACACACACACACACACACACACACAC
Messenger RNA from Rhinichthys klamathensis goyatoka, 1193 nucleotides. RefSeq names its product ELL associated factor 1 (gene eaf1). The record is from RefSeq and is a predicted model, not a curated record. NCBI's taxonomy places the organism in Eukaryota, Metazoa, Chordata, Actinopteri, Cypriniformes, Leuciscidae. Gene Ontology annotation, molecular function: transcription elongation factor activity. Bases 186 to 962 code for a protein of 258 amino acids. The transcript is spliced from 6 exons. Gene Ontology annotation, cellular component: super elongation complex. Gene Ontology annotation, biological process: regulation of transcription elongation by RNA polymerase II; positive regulation of DNA-templated transcription.